Naegleria gruberi is the source of this 531-nucleotide messenger RNA. RefSeq lists its product as uncharacterized. Bases 1 to 531 code for a protein of 176 amino acids. Gene Ontology annotation, cellular component: trans-Golgi network; Golgi membrane. The transcript has 2 exons. Gene Ontology annotation, biological process: Golgi to plasma membrane protein transport; protein localization to Golgi apparatus; Golgi to endosome transport. Lineage: Eukaryota; Heterolobosea; Eutetramitea; Acrasida; Naegleriidae. The record is from RefSeq and is a predicted model, not a curated record.
AUGCUUCAAGUAUCAUUGGGACGUUCGAUAAGCGAUGCUUGGCUAAUUAUUUUGCAAAUAUUAUUAAUUCAAUUGAUGAAUUAUUUUUUAUUGGUAUUAAUGUGUGUGGUGGUGGAUUUACCAUUCGGAUACGUUCCGACAUUGGAACAGAUAUUCUCAUAUAAGGCCAUUUCUGUUUUCAGUUUGUUUGGAUGGAUUAGUAUUGGAAUUUGGGUAUUGGAUGGUUUUGUGGGUGGAUUUUUACUAUUCAUGAUUGUAAGACGUAGUAAGAAAUGCAUGGAUUUCACAAUUACUUUCCAUGUUAUUCAUUUGAUUUUCUGUAUCAUUUACAAGGCAUUUCCAGUUUAUUGGGAAUGGUAUGUCUUUAUUGUUUUACACGGAAUUAUCAUGACAUUGGUUGGAGAAUUUUCGUGCUAUUGGAGAGAACAACGAGAAAUCAAUUUACCAGCAACUAGUAAAUUGACAUCAUCUAGCAAACAUUCCAGCUCAGCAAAAUUGAAUCAACCAACCCAGGGAAGAAGACGUGGAUGA